Stomoxys calcitrans (stable fly) is the source of this 4423-nucleotide messenger RNA. Its product is annotated as pleckstrin homology-like domain family B member 1. The transcript is spliced from 11 exons. Gene Ontology annotation, molecular function: protein binding. The record is from RefSeq and is a predicted model, not a curated record. The coding region runs from base 428 to 4381 and encodes 1317 amino acids. NCBI's taxonomy places the organism in Eukaryota, Metazoa, Arthropoda, Insecta, Diptera, Muscidae.
GUUUAUUUACAUUGCGUGCGUCGUGCCGAGAAAUAUAUUGGUCGGAUAAACGGGACAUACCUUAGCUUGCUUCGAAAAAGAUCUUUGUGUGUGUAUUGUUUUUUUAUAUUGUGUUUGUUGUUGCUUGUAAAAAGAGGACAAUUUAUCGAUAAUCAAAGCCUGGCUCUCUCCAAAAAAAGAAGAAGCACAUCAAUUGAGCAAAUAAGCAAAAAAAAAUGUAAAAGCAAUUAAAAUUCCAAGUGUCCCAUCCCCAUGAAUUGAAAGUGAAUUUGCCAUGAAUACUUGGAUUAUAUGAGAAAAGCAUGUACAAAAAUGGUAUUAUACUGUUGUGCUCCAUCCAAAAAAAAAAAAAGAACUGUCUUUGCUAGCUGGGAGUUUUAGAUAGGAAUUGCGGACUGUAUUUCACUUAUACCUUUAUCAAAGAAAAAUGUCGUUGUCGAAAAAAGAUCCCUCAUUUUGUGUGGCGGCAAAUGAUCCACACCUGGUGAGUUUAGGCGGAGGACGUUUGAGCACAGCGGUGACAAUACACAAUAUACCCAUAGGUGACACCACGGUGGGCUCCUCUUUACGUUGUAAUAUUUCCUUGAACGGCAGCGGUGUUCGUCCCCUACACUGUACCAUCUAUCGCAGCGAAGAGAACGAGGUCACCUUGGUACCCGAACGUGAUGCUCGCAUCUUGAUUGAUGGUACUAAAAUUAUGGAAGAUACCAAUCUUACCCAAGGUGCCAUGAUAACCAUAGGAAAAUCGUAUUAUCUGCGUUUCAAUAAUCCCGCCGAAGCCAAACAGAUACGCACAGCCAUGGGAUCGAGUGAAAGAAUUUCCAUGCCACAAAUUGAUUUCAGCCAAGGUGGAGGUGGUGGUGGUAGUGGCGGCAGCAUGCAAAGAAAUUCCGGCAAAAGUUCCGAUAGCAUAAGCGGCGGAGAAAUCGAAUCAUUUUAUGAAACCACCAUACAGCCAGCGGCAGCUCGUCAGACCAACAACUCAAGCAAGUCCUAUUGCAAAUUGGCUCCCAUCGAUAUAAAUGGCCUCCAAUGUCCCAAGGUGUUUACAGCCGAUUUGGUUACCGUCAAUCUGCCGGCAGAAGAUGUAUUGGGUCAGAAGUAUAACAGAUUUGCCAAAAAUAUGAUGGCAGAAUCCCAGCGGAAUGAAAAGAAUAUCAACCAUGCCCAAAGCAAUUUGAGACAGAUCAAAACCAAUAACAACAAUAUCUAUGAUAAUGUUCCCAUGCCUUUGCAGACUGAGAAGAAGAACAAUGCGGAUAGCCAACGCCAGGCUUUGAAUGCCUACGAUCGUUAUCCCAAAUUGGGUAAUCUGCAAAUAUUUCCCAUGAACAGUAUUAACAAUGAAAUGAACACUAACUCAAGUCCAGUCCACAACAACAACAAUAACAGUACCCCCUUGUCCAUACGUAAUCUUUUGGAUGAACGCAAGGAUCUGGAAUAUCAUCAUAACAUAAGCAAUGAUGAGCAGCAUCAUUUGGAUGAUAUGCUUAAGAUCUGCACUGAAUACACCGAUAGGCAAAAUCAAAAUAAUCCCAAUGUAGUAGCAACAGCAGGCGGAGGAGGUGGAGCAGGCAAUUCAAUGACCUCUUCGCCCAUUGUUCAGAAUCGCAUUAUCACCAAUGGCUCUUUGCCGCGUGAAAGAAAAUCUCCUUUCCAGCAUGAGUCCCAGAGAUCAUUCGAUGGUAGUUUUUCAAAUGUCUCCUCUUCAGCCGAUAACAAUGAUGUCAGCCACAGCUCUAGUGGUUACGAAAAUGUUCGUGUUCUAGGACCCAAACGUGUAGAGAUUAAUGGGCAACAGCAGCAUCAUGGCUCAGAGCAUGGCGGUGAGUCUUAUGAGAAUGUGGUGGUGGGUAAAUAUGUGCCUCAAAGUCCUCGCACCAAAAUACGCACCACUUGUAUGUCGCCCAAAAAGGAGCAAAGUUUUAGUGGCAUAUUUUCACAAAAAGCCGAGCCACAAGCUCAAAGCAAAUUCAUACCCAAUCGGCAAACGGAAUAUGAUGAACUGCUUAGGACAUUUGGGGAAAAGUUACAAAUUGAAAUGCAAGCUAUAGAGGAAAGUAGUCGUUAUCAACCGAAAGCUCGUGAAAAAGGCAACUCCCCUGCAUCUCAAUCACCGGUGGCGAGUAGAACCAAUAAAAAUGUUCAUAAUCUUAAGUUGAACUUAAGAUUGCCCAGCUCUUUGCAGAAUUCACCCAAACUGAAUAAGAAACCAGCGCCAGCUCCUAGAACUCUUAUUAAAAGCUCUGCCAAUGGCACCAGCGGCAGUCUUCCUCAUUUGUCUGCGUCCUCUAAUGGUUCAGGCUUUGGAUCAUCAUCAAACAAGGGCGAUCCUCCUCUGUUUAGAGCCAAAUUAGAGUUCGAGUUACAGUCAUUACAGGAUAAAAUCCAUCGCUUGGAGGCACAACGUAAUGCCACCAGGGUGAUGGAGGAAACACAGCAAGCUAAACUGAAGCAGUCGAUAGAAAUGAAAUCGGAUCAAGUAAAAAAAUUAAAGGAAAUGCUUAAGGAUAAAAAGGAUAAUGAAUGUCUCAAAGAAGAAAUAAGAAAAAUCACAGAAUCUCUCGACAAUGAUCGUAAAAUAUUUGAAGACUUGGAAUUUCAAUAUCUGGAAGAAGAAUCAGAAUGGCAUGCUUACCACGAAGAACUGAAAUCGGAAGCAAAACAAAUGUCCCAUAAGCUAGGCGCUCAGCCUAAAGAAUGGCAAACAUUAUCCAAAGAUUUUAAAGAAAGGCACAGUGAUGCCAAGAAACAAAUGGCCAAUGCAUCUAAACUCUCCAUCGGUAGCGACCAUCAGCAAGGUGUUGACAAGCCCUAUGAUAUUAGUGAGGCCAUAGGCAUAAUGUCACAGUCCCUAUUUGGUUCGGCGGAAAUGUUAUGCCCUCGUCGUCAUACGGAAGAUGUGAUGUCACGUAGUGUCAAUGAAAACAUGUUUUUCAAUAAUAAAAUUGAAUUGCCCUCCUCUACCAAUGGCGUCAGUGGGACCAUAACUACCAGCACACCCAAACGUCCGCCAUUACAAAUUUUCAACAUCGAUGAUGAAUGCUUACAAGACUCGGCGAACAAUGCGGAAACAUUUAAUAAUGCGGUACACUUUAAUCUUACUUUGGGCAAUGAUAAUUUUGAAUUUAAUCCCUUGGAAAAAAGAGUUCCCUCGCAAGAUGACAUUGAUCGCAUAUCUAAGGUAACCUCCGAUGCCCCGAUAUCCAAUAACACUGAGGGAGCCACAACGAAAAUAUUUGAUUCAAUUAAGGAAAUUGAACGAAAUCGACAGUUGCUGUUGGCACAACAAGGCCACCAUGUUAUUGAACACGAACGUCAAAAGAUGAAUGACCUAAAAAAGAAAAGCCACAGCGAAGCACGUGCUCAAUACCUGUCGAAGCUCAAUCGCAACAGUGGUGGAGGUGGAUCAGAUUGUGUGACUAAUAAUGAGGAAACUCAAACGGAUUUGCCCCUACACCAACAGAAACAACAACAGCAGCAGCAGCACCCUAUGUUGGAUAAAGAGAAUCGACCAGCAACAGCAGUUGAGAGAAGCAAUAAUAACAGCAGCAAGGUGAAAACAACAAACAAUAAUAGCACAACGAAUGAAAGUGUAGGAGAUUCAUCGAAUCAGCAACGUCAUUCACAGCCUGAAUUUGAGACGAAUCAUUUGAAUGGGCAACAUUUGGAACAGAACAAACGUCACAGCAGCUCUUCCCGCCCGCUAUCAGAAGCGAACUCAGAGUUGAGUUGUGAACUGUUGACGAAUCAAUCGCCGAAUUGCAAAUCAAAUAUUGAAUUAUCAACGUUGAGCAAUGGGCAAAUAACAACAAAUACCACCGAAAGCAAGCAGCGACCGGAAAGUUUAAAUUCAUUAAAAGCCAACAGUUGUCAGCAGCAAUUGAGAGAGCAUCAUGAGGUUGGCGAAACAAGAGAACGUAAACGCCAGCUGCCCAAACAUCAAAGACCGCUGACUAGAUAUUUACCUAUAUUUUCACCGGAUUUGGAUUUAAGGCAGCACAUAGAAUCGGCGGGUCAUCAAAUAGCUUUGUGUCCGCAUGUCUUUGUGGAUGCUCAUAGUUGUAGGGGUUACCUUCACAAGUUGGGCGCCACUUUUCAUGGUUGGUCGAAGCGUUGGUUUGUAUUGGAUCGCCAACGCAGUGCCUUUAUCUAUUACUCAGACAAAUUGGAGCGUAAACCUAGAGGAGGAGCCUAUUUUUCGACCAUUGAAGAAGUCUAUUUGGAUCAUUUGAAUAUAUCCAAGAGUGGCCGUCCCCAUUGUACCCUCAUUGUCAAAACGCAGAAACGCAUGUAUCAAUUGCUGGCAGCUUCAGAUGCUGCAGCCAGAAUAUGGAUUGAUGCCAUAAUAACCGGAGCUCAAGGCAACCUAGACUACUAGUAUUAUCCUUAAUGUUCUUAUUUUAUUUCUAUUGUAGUUUUU